This is a messenger RNA of Electrophorus electricus (electric eel), 1611 nucleotides long. It is a transcript of the gene srsf10a, whose product is annotated as serine and arginine rich splicing factor 10a. Gene Ontology annotation, molecular function: RNA binding. The record is from RefSeq and is a predicted model, not a curated record. NCBI's taxonomy places the organism in Eukaryota, Metazoa, Chordata, Actinopteri, Gymnotiformes, Gymnotidae.
UGGCCUGUGGAGAGGCUGUUUCCUGAGUAGCUAACGUUAAUCGUGUGUUUAAUGUGAAAUGGCACGGUAUCUGAGGCCUCCAAACACCUCUCUCUUUAUCAGGAACAUAUCUGAUGAAAGCAGGCCAGAGGAUUUGCGUCGUGAGUUUGGUCGUUAUGGGCCUAUUGUAGAUGUCUACAUUCCAGUUGACUUCUAUUCUCGUCGACCAAGAGGAUUUGCAUACAUUCAGUUCGAGGAUGUCCGCGACGCUGAGGACGCCCUUCACAACCUGGACCGCAAAUGGGUGUGUGGGCGGCAGAUUGAGAUCCAGUUCGCACAAGGAGAUAGGAAGACCCCCAGUCAGAUGAGGUGCAAAGAGAGGCGCUCGCCCCGCAGCUUCUCCAGAUAUGACGAGUGUGAGCGUGACGGGCACUACCGGCGUUCGCGGAGCCGCAGCUACGACAGGCACCGCUCCCGCAGCACGUCCUACGAGCGCAGGCCUCGGCGCUCUGACAGCCCCAGAGACUCCCGCUCUUAUGGAAGACACAGGCGAAGCAGGAGCCGUGAGAAUGACAGGUUCAGGUACCCACGCGAGCACGGCCGGGCGCAGCGAGCCGGAGCUUCCCGAAGCCGUUCUUCCUCCCCCUCCCCCGACUCCAGGUUCAAGGUCAAAGGCAGGCGCUCGCGCUCACAGUCGCGUUCGCCCCACCCCCCUGCAGAGGACCUGACCCCCUGCACCAGUGCACGUGAAGAGGAGGCACACGCCAGGUCGCCCUCUCGCUCGGGUUCACACUCGCUGUCCCGCUCCCGCUCCCGCUCCAGGUCCUGGGCCGGCCGCAAAUCGGGCGGCCACUAGAACUGGUGAUACCCCUGCCGGCAGACCAUUUCUGGGAGAAUUAAGAGGAUGCUUUAUGCUCUGGCUCUUCAACUCUUCGUACAGCUCUCUGGCUAACGUAACAUUUUUGUUCAAUUAGUCAUAUAAAACGGUUGCUUCUAUUUAGUUCACUUAGGUCUUUUUUGUGCAGAUUCUGUUGUGAAAUGCUGGGUCUUUCGUGAAUAGUUACCUGGCAGUAGACGCCAGGUGUAGUGGGCUGACCUGCACUAAACAGUUCAGUGUUUUCCUCUUAUCUGUCUCUUCUGAAGUCCUGGUUUGGGGGGGAAGGCUGCUGGGUAAAUUUGUUAAAUAACCAGGAAAAAAAAAAUGUAACAAAAUGGUUACAUUUUGUUACAUUCAGUUUUUUGGGGGGGGGGUGGUUUUUUUUGGCCACAUUUAGAUCAAAUAAAUGGAGAGCAGUAUUUUUGUUUGUACAGAUUUUGACUAGUGUAAGGCAUUUUUUGCAUUGUAGAAUUUCUUUAAUCUGGAAUUAACACUCAUGUUUGCCAUGCCAUUCAUAGUUCACUCACCAAAUGUGAUUGCCAGACUGUUGUCCCCCAAGAUGAAACUGAGGUUUUAAUUUUUUAAGUUCCCAAAACUUAUAUUGUGUACAUUUAAGCAGUGUUUAAUUUGAGUCUAACUUCAUUUUACAUGUUUUCUCCACUCUGAUCUGAUGUCUCUGAAGUAUUUUGGUUGUCUUAAAACAAAAAAAAAAAAAAAGCUGUUCCCUUGGUUAAUAAAGAGUCUGUAUUUUCCAA